AUGCUCUGGGCGCUCUGGCCCAGGGGGCUGGCAAGCCAGGGGCUGCCUCUCCUGGGGGUAGUGUUGCUGCGAAAAAGAGAGAAGAAGGGACCUCAAUGGAGUCACUGCCGGCGGGAAACCCACCCAUACUAUGACCUCCAGGUGAAGGUGCUGAGGGCCAGAAAUAUCCAGGGCAAAGACCUGCUGUCCAAAGCUGACUGCUACGUGCAACUGUGGCUGCCCACGGCAUCUCCCACCCGCGCCCAGACAAAGGUGAUAGACAACUGCAGUGACCCUGAGUGGAAUGAGACCUUCCACUACCAGAUCCAUGGCGCUGUGAAGAAUGUCCUGGAGCUCACCCUCUGUGACAAGGACGUCCUGGGCAGCAGUGAACUCUCCCUGCUGCUGUUUGACCUGAAGAGCCUCAAGCCUGGUCAACCCCACAAACACACCUUCCGACUCAACCAACAGGAUUCACAAGAGCUGCAGGUGGAGUUUGUUUUGGAGAACAGUCAGGUGCCUGCAUCUGAAGUCAUCACCAAUGGAGUCCUGGUGGCUCAGCCCUGUCUGAAAAUCCAAGGCACCGUUGGAAAUGAUGAGACAGCUCCACAUCAAAAGUAUGGCUCUAGGCAGAUUCGUCUGGCAGUGCCCGGGGCCUACGAGAAACCACAGCUCUUGCCCCUGCAGCCUCCUGUGGAGGCUCACCCCCCAGACACCUUUACCUUCCAUGUGAAUCCAGUGCUUCGCUCCAGGUUGCAGGUGGAGGUGGGGGAGAAGCUCACGGUCCUGCAGAGCGACCCGAGUGCUGAGCUGGAGGCUCAGACCAGCAAUCUGGGCGCGGGGGGCAUCCUGCUCUCCUCUCUGGCCCUAGGUCAGGAGAAACAGCGCUUGGUGGCUGUGGGGAAGGGCCAGGAGGUGCCUCUGAGGGUGAAGGCAGAAAUGAGCUCUGGGGACCUUGACCUGCGCCUUGGCUUUGACCUCUGUGACGGGGAACGAGAGUUUCUGGACAAGAGGAAGCCGAUCGUAUCCAAGGCCCUGCAGCAGGUGCUGGGAUUGAGCCAGGCUCCCGCCAGUGACCAGGUGCCUGUGGUGGCUGUGCUGGGCUCUGGAGGCGGAACCCGUGCCAUGUCUUCCCUGUACGGCAGCCUGGCAGGGUUGCAGGAGCUCAAUCUCCUGGACACUGUGACCUACUUGAGUGGGGUCUCUGGGUCUACCUGGUGCAUCUCCACACUCUUUAAGGACCCAGCUUGGUCCCAGGCGGCCUUGCAGGGCCCCACUGAGCAGGCCCGGGCUCGGGUCUGCAGCAGUAAGAAGGGAGCGGUAUCCACGGAGCGCCUACAGUACUAUGCUGAGGAACUGAAGAACCUGGAAAGCAGCAGCCAUAGCAUCUCCCUCGUUGACCUCUGGGGCCUCCUCAUUGAAUAUUUCCUGUACCAGGAGGAAAACCCCGCCAAGCUGUCUGACCAGCAGGAGGCCCUCAGCCGCAGCCAGAACCCUUAUCCCAUCUACGCCAGUGUCAACGUCCGCACCAAUGUCAGCGGGGACGACUUUGCAGAGUGGUGCGAGUUUACCCCCCACGAGGUCGGCUUCCCCAAAUAUGGGGCUUAUGUUCCCACCAAGCUCUACGGCUCAGAGUUCUUCAUGGGGCGACUGCUGAAGCUCUGGCCAGAGCCCCGGAUCUGCUACCUACAGGGUAUGUGGGGCAGCGCCUUUGCAGCCAACCUGGAUGAGAUCUUCCAGACGGGGGGCUUCAGCCUCGGCUUCCUGGACUGGCACCGAGGCAGUGUGAACGUCACAGACGACCACCAGAAGCUUCGAGACCCCACGAGGCUGCGAACGAGGCUCUUCACCCCCCAAGGGCCCUUCUCCCAGGCCGUGCUGGACAUAUUCACUUCCCGCUUUACCUCCGCGGAGAACUUCAACUUCACCAGUGGCCUCUGUCUGCACAAGGACUAUGUGGCCAGCAGGGAGUUCGUGGCCUGGAAAGACACACACCCGGAUGCCUUCCCCAACCAGCUCACUCCCAUGCAGGACUCCCUGUGCCUGGUGGAUGGGGGCCUUGCCAUCAACUCUCCAUUCCCGCUGAUCUUGCUGUCGCAGAGAGCGGUGGACCUCAUUGUGUCUUUUGACUACUCCCUGGAUGCCCCUUUUGAGGUCUUACAGACGACAGAGAAGUACUGCCUGGACCGAGGCAUCCCCUUCCCCAGAAUCGAGGUGCUCUCUGAGGAUCUGGAGAACCCCCGCGAGUGCUACCUGUUUGCCAGGGCCGAGGACCCCCGCUCGCCCAUCGUGCUGCACUUCCCCCUUGUCAACCGAACCUUCCGCACACACCGGGCCCCAGGUGUGGCGCGACAAACAGCCGAAGAGAAGGCCUUUGGGGACUUUGACAUCAAUGGGCCAGACACCCCCUAUGGCAUGACGAACUUCACCUAUGAGCCCGAGCAGUUUGAUCGGCUGGUAGCCCUGAGUCGAUACAACGUUCUGAACAACGUGGAGACCAUCCAACAGGCCCUCCAGCUGGCCCUGGACCGGCGGCAGGCUGGGGCCCGGGCUGGAGGCUGACCCGGGCUGGAGGCUGGCCUAGGCUGGAGCGAAGGACUGAGGUGCAGGAGAGACUGUGGGGUUCCAGACCAGGGCUUGGUCGAGGGAGGAGUGGGCUCUGUGGGGCUUCUGCUUCCCAUCUUCCGAUCUUCCCUGCCUUAAGGUCCACCAGGCUCCACAAGCUCCUACAGGAUUUCAGCGUGUACUUGGCAGAGCCCUUCUCCUAUGUGUUCC
Messenger RNA from Eptesicus fuscus (big brown bat), 2754 nucleotides. RefSeq names its product phospholipase A2 group IVF (gene PLA2G4F). The transcript has 20 exons. Gene Ontology annotation, cellular component: cytosol. The record is from RefSeq and is a predicted model, not a curated record. Bases 1 to 2541 code for a protein of 846 amino acids. Gene Ontology annotation, molecular function: calcium-dependent phospholipid binding; calcium ion binding. Gene Ontology annotation, biological process: glycerophospholipid catabolic process. NCBI's taxonomy places the organism in Eukaryota, Metazoa, Chordata, Mammalia, Chiroptera, Vespertilionidae.